Molecule: messenger RNA, 1484 nt
Organism: Capsicum annuum
Lineage: Eukaryota; Viridiplantae; Streptophyta; Magnoliopsida; Solanales; Solanaceae
Product: ornithine decarboxylase
Exons: 1
Coding region: 158-1360 (400 amino acids)
Cellular component (GO): cytoplasm
Molecular function (GO): ornithine decarboxylase activity
Source: RefSeq, a predicted model, not a curated record
CAUUAGUAUUCUAUAUAAAGGAGAUGGAGGAGCCAUAUUUUUCAUCUAACAAAUUAAAGACGCUAGCUUUUAGUGCUAUUAUUAUAUGUACCUCUAUUUCAUAUUGUCAUCUAAAUAAAUUUCUUCUCCUAUUUUCUUUCUGUCAUAUUUCUUGAUCAUGUUAUUGUCUUCAGUUCUUGGUAAGGGUCAUGUGCACCAAAUACCAAAAGAUGGGAUGACGAAAUUCAUCCGUUCAGUCGCAGAGGAGAAACAUGAAGCUGGCCAACCACUUUAUGUACUUGAUUUGGCCACUAUUGAGGGGCUUAUGGACAAAUGGAACCAUUCCUUUCCAAAUGUUAAGCCUUUUUAUGCUGUCAAGUGCAACACUGAACCUGCACUUAUUACCAAACUAGCCAACUUGGGUGCUAAUUUCGACUGUGCUAGCCUAGUCGAGAUUGACAGUGUGUUAAGUCUCGGAAUUAGCCCAAACCGAAUCAUAUUUGCUAACCCGUGCAAGGCUAUUUCACACAUCAAGCACGCGGCAGCUGUUGGGGUUAAUCUCACAACCUUUGAUUCCGAGGUUGAAGUUGAUAAGAUCAAGAAAUGGCACCCACAAUGCCGUUUGUUGCUCCGAAUCAAAGCUCCUAAUGACAGCGGCGCCAUGCGCCCCCUAGGGAAAAAAUUCGGAGUGCUGCCUGAAGAAAUUGAACCCCUCCUGCAUUACGCUUGUAAUGUGGCUGGCCUAAAAGUUGUAGGCGUUUCAUUUCACGUGGGAUCUAUAGCACAAGAUCCCACCAUUUAUCGCGAGGCUAUCGCUAAUGCUAGGGCAGCGUUUGAUGUAGCUGAUUAUCUCGGAAUUCCUAAAAUGCAGAUUCUAAACAUUGGUGGGGGAUUCAGAUCGUCAACCUCAUUGUUCGAGGAAAUAGCUGGUGUGGUAAAUGAAGCAGUCAAAGAUUACUUCCCUGACCCAAAUUUAACUAUGAUUGCAGAGCCAGGGCGAUUCUUUCCUGAAACGGCCUUUACGUUAGUCACACAUGUGAUUGGCAAAAGAGUUAGAGGUGAGAAAAUAGAGUAUUGGAUUGACGAAGGGAUUUAUGGAUCUUUCAGACCAACGCUUUACAACAGUUGCUUCGUGGGUAUCAAGCCACUUUCAACGAAGGCAUCAGAAGAAUCUAGCCAAAUAUGUGAAUCGACGAUUUAUGGACCAAGUUGUGACUCCCUUGAUGAAGUGGCCGUCGAUAUAAAAUUGCCGGAGCUUCAAUUGGAUGAUUUGAUAGUUUUCUAUAACAUGGGUGCAUACUCAAAAUAUGUAGGAUCAAAGUUCAAUGGAUUCGAUAUGUUAUCUACACCUACCUAUCUUGUUAGCACCAACUCUAGCUAAAAUUAUAUAUUUGUACAAAACAAAGAAAGUGUUGGAGCUAGCUAACUUUCUUUGUUAUUUUCUUAUUUCUCUACGUGAGCAGCGUGAUCGAAUAAAGCAUUUUUUAUUAGUUGUUUGAUUUGCA